GCCGCCGCCGCCCGCUCCCGCCGCCGCCGCCGCCGCCGAGGUGACUGAGGAGAGAGGCGCCUCCUCGCUCCCGCCUCCGCCGGCCUUCAAUGCCCAGUCCCCAGCUCGCCAGCGUUUUUCGUUGGAAUAUACGUUGCACAUUUAUGGCGAUUCUGAGCGUGAGGGCAGACUUCUGCCAGGCUCAGCACAGCCUUUUCGCUGACAAGUGAGCUUGGGGUUCUAUGUGCCAUAAUUAACAUUGCCUUGAAGACUCUGGACACCGAGACUGGCCUCAGAAGUAGUAGGCUUUUUUUUUUUAAAUUGCAAGCGUAUUCUUUUAAUGACUCCAGUAAAAUUAAGCAUCAAGUAAACAAAAGUGGAAAAGAACCUACACUUUUAACUUGUCUCACUAGUGCCUAAAUGUAGUUUAAAGGCUGCUUAAAUUUUGUGUGUAGUUGGAUUUUUUGGAAGCUGAAGGUAUCCAUCUGCAGACAUUGAGGCCCAAGUUGAAUUUGGAUUCAAGUGGAUUCUUAACACUUCUGCCUGUGCUGAAGAGAAGCUUCAUAAGGAACAAGCAAGUUGAAUAGAGAAGAUAGUGAUCAAUAAGAGGCAUUUAGUGGUCUUUUUAAUGUUUUCUGCUGCGAAACAUUUCAAGAUUUAUUGAUUUCCUCCUCCCCCAUUUCCCCCACCACACUCACACACGCACGCUCACACUUUUUAUUUGCCAUAAUGAACCGUCCAGCCCCUGUGGAGAUCUCGUACGAGAACAUGCGUUUUCUGAUAACUCACAACCCCACCAAUGCGACUCUCAACAAGUUCACCGAGGAACUCAAGAAGUACGGAGUGACAACUUUGGUCCGAGUUUGUGAUGCUACCUAUGACAAAGCUCCAGUUGAAAAAGAAGGGAUCCACGUUCUAGACUGGCCAUUUGAUGAUGGAGCUCCGCCCCCUAAUCAGAUAGUAGAUGAUUGGCUAAACCUGUUAAAGACCAAAUUCCGUGAAGAGCCAGGCUGCUGUGUCGCAGUGCAUUGUGUUGCAGGAUUGGGAAGGGCUCCUGUGCUAGUUGCACUUGCACUGAUUGAAUGCGGAAUGAAGUAUGAAGAUGCUGUUCAGUUUAUAAGACAAAAAAGAAGAGGAGCAUUCAAUUCCAAACAGCUGCUUUACUUGGAGAAAUACCGACCUAAGAUGCGAUUACGCUUCAGAGAUACCAACGGGCACUGCUGUGUUCAGUAGAAGCAGAGGAAGGCCGGCUGGAUCGUGGCAUUAGAGGGAACUCUUGGUACCUGGAAAUGUGAAUCUGGAUUCUUACCUGUGUCAUCAAAGUAGUGAUGGAUUCCGUACUCCUUGACUCCUCAUGAUUGAGAAGAAGGCAAACGAUAAAGAAAUCCCUCUAUAACACGAAUAAAAUGUUUAAGAAAAGAAAAAAGAAAGGAAAAGGGAUUAAUUUAGUGAAAGAUGAUUUUUGCUCCUAGUUUUGGAGUUUUGAUUUUUGCCAGGAUUGAAUUAUUUCAAAUCUCCUGUGUUUUUUAAGCUUUUUCAAAAUAGAUGUCUGAGGAAAACCAGCAGAAUAUUACCCAGUGCGGAGCCAGUUGUUGGGGAGCACACACUUCCAUUAUGCUUGGCACAUAGGUCUCCUUGUGGUGGGAUGUGGGGGAGGUAGAUUUCCCUCUCUCCUGCCUCCCCCCCUUCUCCUGAUAGACGUAGAUGGAAUAGGAAGAAACCCUUGUUGCUGUAGAUGUGCGUGUGUCUGGCAGCCUUAAGCCCACCUGGGCACUUUUAGGAAAAAAAAAAAAACCAAAAAAUAAAUAAAUGAAUAAAUAAAUAAAUAAAAAUAAAAGCAAAGAAAAAGCAGUGGCGCAUAUAUUCUAUGGUCCAGGCGGUUUCUAGUCUGUUGAUAAUGGAUGCUGAUGUUAGGUUUUUUCCCUUGCAGCCCUGAUCUACCAUUAGGGCAUGAAAAGUAGCCAGGAGCCUUUGGUUUUGUAAAUGGUGAGGAAAUGACGUCCUAGGUCUUCCUUUUCCCAUCAGUGAAACAAGUGGGCCUCCUAUUAUUGCAGAGAUGACGGGAGGCCAUUGCUGGUGUGUCCAGGAGAGUUAGCGUGUUUCUACAAGUGUAGAAGUGUGGGCUGUGGAUUUGCUAUCUAACGAUGUCCUAAAAACUGGUAUCUUUAAGUUUUAGGACCGAUUUCAGCAAUAGUCAGAGGAGCAACAGAACACUCAGUCUUGAGAAAUGCCUGUGGUGGUGGUUUUCCAAAUUGUUGUUUUUGUACAGUUCAGUGUAACCACCCAUCACCUUAUUGUUACUAGAUUCUUCAAGAAAAAUCACUGUCAGAACCAGCUUUCCCUGGUGAGUCUGCGUCCACAGGGUGUCGGGCCAAAGCACAAUGGUAGGCACCCAGUGAGCAGCACAUGCUCAUGGCGUCGUGUGGGCUCUGCUCAGUGUGCUGAUGCAGAAGGCAGUUGACCAGACAAAGCAAGUGGGGGGCAUCUUGGGUGCCCUCCUCACCUGAAUGUUCCACACUCAACAGUACCCUGCUACCCAAGCCUUGAGUGCAGGCCUGCAGUCGUCUUUCCCCACUGGAGUUUUACUGUGCAGAGCCAUAAGCCUCCCAUUUUGUUUGUGUCAGUCAGGCCAGUAGGAUGGACGACAUCUCACUGACGAUACCUCAGAUGUUGGCAGCUUUCUGAGUUGCCUGUUUACUGUUGAUGGAAUUGUUCUGAUUUUUAACUAAAUGCAAAUAUGUAGUCCUCCUUUCUGCCUCAUCUCAGAAAAUGAAAAAUAAUGCUUUUGACACUGUUUCUAGAAUUUUAAAGUAAAAAAUGAUGAUAUAAUCCAAAAAUUCAUACUUCAGAGCAUGACAUUCGAUUUCUUUAACAAAGCUCGAGAUGAAAACUUCUUACCCUUACGUUUAGGUUGACUGUUGACUCCUUCAGGGUUCUGAUCAGUACCACCCAGACCUUUUCCACUGAUGUGCUCAUAGUGUUGGCGUGUGUGUAAAUGCAUUUGUUUGUGAGCACAGUAGCUCCCCUGAGGGUCUGCACACGCAGGUGCCCAACAGCGUCAGUGCUGCCUGACACAGAGUCUGUCGUUCCUGUUGGGGGGAGGAGGUGUGUAAAGGAACAUAGAGCAGCCCUCGCUUUGUCUUCAAGACUAAUGUUAAUUGUUCUCAGAACUGGACUUCUUUUUCCACCCUCAAGAUUAAAACUUUUUUCUUUUGGAUUUAAUGAAGUAUUGCUAGCUGAAGCCAGUUUGACUUGUGAGAGUUAGACUGAUGGAAGGCGUGCAGCCUGAUUGACACCCGAACCCUGAACCCUUUUGAAGAACAAUAAAACAUAUUUUACAUGCU
Messenger RNA from Rattus rattus (black rat), 3323 nucleotides. It is a transcript of the gene Ptp4a2, whose product is annotated as protein tyrosine phosphatase 4A2. The record is from RefSeq and is a predicted model, not a curated record. Lineage: Eukaryota; Metazoa; Chordata; Mammalia; Rodentia; Muridae. The transcript is spliced from 6 exons. Gene Ontology annotation, biological process: positive regulation of cell migration; protein dephosphorylation. Gene Ontology annotation, cellular component: nucleus. Gene Ontology annotation, molecular function: protein tyrosine phosphatase activity. Bases 709 to 1212 code for a protein of 167 amino acids.